Harmonia axyridis is the source of this 1359-nucleotide messenger RNA. RefSeq lists its product as uncharacterized. Gene Ontology annotation, molecular function: protein dimerization activity. NCBI's taxonomy places the organism in Eukaryota, Metazoa, Arthropoda, Insecta, Coleoptera, Coccinellidae. The transcript has 2 exons. Bases 566 to 1297 code for a protein of 243 amino acids. The record is from RefSeq and is a predicted model, not a curated record.
UUUUUUUGAGCUCAUUGUAAUAGUGGCUUUUGAAAUUGUAAUGUAUCGAUAAAAAGAAGUUUUAUUUCUGUGUAAUAGCACAACAUUCUAUGUUCAUGUAAAAUAACAACCUGUAAAAAUCAUCUCAAUUAUAAUUUACCGAAAAUAUCAAAUUUGAAUCAAAAUUUUCAGUCAGAUAAGGUAGUACUGCCGUAUUUGCAUAAUAUGAUGGAGGAAGCUUAUAGAAAUUUUCUAUUAUGCUACAUGGAAAGACAAUACGUAACAAAAACUGCAAUAUCUGAAAUAGAUCCGUCUAACAAAACUUGGUUUUUACCAAAGAAAAAUGUUUAUGUUGGCAUAGAUGUAAUGAAUGAAAUUUCUAAGCCCAUUAUUUCAGAAAUGCCUCAGUUAUUAGAAAUGUUUUUUGAAAGAUGCCAGCUUUUCUACUCAUGUCUGUGUAUAAAUUAGAAAACGGUAUGAUUUCGACAAUUUUAUUUUGCCAAAAUUGCAGAUAUUUGUGCCUAAAAAUGCAGUUUCUUCAGAUAUACACCAGCAGUUCCCAUCAUUAGCUCAUUUGCUCCAAAAUAUGACACGUUUUUAUGACAGUAGUGAAGGUCAACUAAUCGAUGAACAGUGGAGGUUGCUGCCAGAUUACCGUUUUACUGCUGAUGAAGAAAAAAAAAUAGACAUCAACGAGGACAUUGACAUAUUCUGGGGAAAACUCCAAAAAUAUACAAAUGAAAUGGGUGUAUUUGAAUUCCAGAAAUUGUCACAGUUCGUACUGAAUAUAUUAUCCCUUCCACACUCAAAUGCUGAAUGCGAAAGAGUCUUCAGUAAAAUAAACUUGGUUAAAACAAAAUCAAGAAAUAAGUUAAUAACUAAUACAAUCAAUGGUUGUUUAUUAACGUCUCAGUGUGUGAAAAAAGAUGAUGUUACAAUGGAAUCAGAAGGUUUUACAGAAGCAAGUAGCAGUUCGGCCACCCCCAAACGUAGUGGUAGUAAGCUGAGCCCCUUAACCAACCAGAGAAUUGAAAGAAUGAAGGCUAAAAUCAAUUCUUUGAAGUGCAAAAUAUUUAGGCGUAAAGUUCCCCACUGUUUUUGCAAAGGAAGACCCAUCGAGGCUACCAAUAGAACAAAUAUCUCAAGAUUGAUAUGUGAAUCAAAACGAUACCUUUCCAAAGAUGCUCAUAUUAUUUUUGCUAAUGAGUUGAAAGCAGACUUUGUUAAUAAAUUCAACAGAAGAUAUGAUGAUGACUUGAAAGAAAUGUGCUUGUUAAGUGAAUACAAAAAAUCAAAAACUAAGAAAUCUAUGCAAUGAAUAAUGAUUCACAUUUAAGAUUACUUAUAUAUUACUUAUUUUUAUGUAUAUAUUCUUCUGUA